AUGAGCGACAUAAGGGUCACAUUUCCCGGUGAUGUCGUCCACGGCCAGGCGGCGACGCUGUUGCAGGGUCGCGGAACAUAUGUUGACGACGGCAAACUAAAAUCGUCGUUUUUAGGAACUUUUAAAAAGGUCGACAAGCUUGCGUAUGUGGAGCCGCUGCAUGGCAAAUACUUCGCUCAAGUCGGUGAUGUCGUUGUCGGAGUGGUGCAGAAGAUCGGUGGAAACUGCUGGUACAUCGACAUUGGUUCUUCGAUGCGCGUACAGCUGUCGAUUCUGCAGGUGAACACCGAGGAGCUUGCAAACCGGAGGAAAUUGGAUGAAGAUGUCUACGAAAUGCGGAAUAUAUUCGACAUCGGUGAUGUCAUAUCGUGCGAGGUGCAGCGUGUUUCGGUAGGUUUCGAUAGUUUGCGUGAUAUCCACUUGCAGCAAAACGGCACGGUCUUGCUGCAGACGCGUACAAGCAAGUACGGCAGGUUAACCAAUGGCAUCCUGGUCAAGGUCAAACCGAACCUGAUGUUGCGCCAGAGCAAGCACAUGCAUGACCUCCCAUUUGGAGGUAGUCUGAUCUUGGGAUGCAAUGGUUUCAUAUGGCUGGCGCCUUCGGAUGAGCGGAAAGACGCCACUGUCAGGGCACAAGUGUACUACGAUAUCUGCACGCUUCGCCGUAUAAUACUGUGUCUUGCUGAUCUGGGCAUUCAAAUCAGCUACACGAUUAUGUGUGACAUUUUCAACUUCUUUAAAAGGCAUUGCCCCAGUGAGAGCACCCUGUCGAAGGAUUAUGCUCCGCAGUUGGUGGAGCUGUAUCUUUCUGAGAAGAAUGGCUAG
Messenger RNA from Babesia ovata, 825 nucleotides. RefSeq names its product exosome component 2. Gene Ontology annotation, molecular function: RNA binding. The transcript has 3 exons. Gene Ontology annotation, cellular component: cytoplasmic exosome (RNase complex); nuclear exosome (RNase complex). Gene Ontology annotation, biological process: CUT catabolic process; poly(A)-dependent snoRNA 3'-end processing; U4 snRNA 3'-end processing. The record is from RefSeq and is a predicted model, not a curated record. Bases 1 to 825 code for a protein of 274 amino acids. NCBI's taxonomy places the organism in Eukaryota, Apicomplexa, Aconoidasida, Piroplasmida, Babesiidae.